AUGGCGAACAAAGCGGAUAAUGCAAUAGUGAUAAGUAGGAUAAAAACAGUGAUUGACUGGUCCCAGGCUGUGUUGUGGGCGGAUGAACGGCUUUUACUGCAGGUUCCUGACUUGGUGCGCUCGGUAAGCGCCGAUCGAGUACUCGCUCUUCGUCAACAAACACAAGUACUGUGGGAACGAUAUUUUUCGUCUAUUGAAAAAAUUGUUUUCACUACUUUAGAAAUAAUCCGUGAGCGUUUACCAGGAGAACCUGUUCGAUCGGGUCUAGUAUGGAAUACGAAUCCUGGCGCACUUUUGACUUUAACCAGAUUCUCAGAUUCGUGGGCACGAUAUCCAUUCUACCUGGACGCUUUAGGAGCUUCACCAAGCGCGGGAUUCACAGCAGUAAUUUAUUGCCAGCUUGGUGCUGUUACUGGUGGUGCACCAGCUUCCGUUCUUCAGCGGCUUAUUCGAAAUGUUGCUCGAAGCAAAAGUGUGCAGAGGAUUAUUAUAGUCUGGGCAAAUGAAAAAAGUCCACCUGCUAGAAAUCGAUGGCCUCCAACGCCAACAUCUGUACCACUAAAUAUUUUACAAGCUCCUGUUACCCUUAUUUAUUCAGAUGAUAUCAGUGGUGGUAGUGGAGGUAUAUCGAGGCGUUUCUUACCACAUCCUUUAAUAACGACUGACGCAAUUUUAUCAUUAGAUGAAGAUGCCCUUUUAACAACUGAUGAAGUAGAUUUUGCAUUUUCUGUUUGGAGAAAUUUUCCAGAUAGGAUAGUUGGAUAUCCUGCCCGUGCUCAUUAUUGGGAUGAUGCCAAGAGUACAUGGGGUUAUACAUCCAAAUGGACCAACGAGUAUUCAAUAGUAUUAACUGGGGCUGCUUUUUAUCAUAGAUAUUACAAUGAAUUAUAUACGCGUUGGUUAAGUCCUCUUCUUCACAAAACUGUAGAGCAAAGCGAUAAUUGUGAGGACAUACUGAUGAAUUUUUUGGUAGCUCAUGUCACCAGAAGACCACCUAUCAAAGUGACGCAGCGUAAACAGUACAAGGAGGCUCCAGCUGGAGGCGCAAGGUCCCCAUGGAACGAUCCCGAUCAUUUCAUUCAACGCCAGAGCUGUUUGAACACGUUCGCUGCGGUGUUUGGUUACAUGCCAUUACUUCGUUCUAGUCUUCGUCUGGAUCCUGUGCUUUUUAAGGACCCUGUUUCAAAUCUACGCAAAAAAUACCGGCAGAUCGAAUUAGUCGGCAGUUAGCGAUAGAGACAAGUGCAGGAACUAAUAGUGAGGUGAGAUGAUACAAAGAACAUUUGAUGAGAAACUUUAUAGUCAAUAUUUAUAAGACAUGAAUAAAAUAUUCCAUAUAAUAUGUUUUCUACUAAGUAUUUGUAAUAUUCAAGAAAUUCUUUUCUACGCUUUUUUUCAAUGUUUGGACGUUUUAUUAUAUUGGCCAUGAAGGUGACAAUCUUUGUGGUAUUCAGCUUUUACACAGUCCCAUUAAAACUCCACUAUCCCCUCUGCCAGGGGCAGCAACCAUCCCGUGUAAAAGCUCAAUACCAUGAAGAUUGUCACCUUCAUGGCCAAUAUAAUAAAACGAAAAUUCGUCCGAACUUGAACUGUAGUAGAUUUCUUUAUUAUUUUUUCCAAGUGCAAUCUGGUGACCCAAAUUUACUUAUUUAUUUUGAAUUUUUUUUUCAUUG
Molecule: messenger RNA, 1673 nt
Organism: Ctenocephalides felis (cat flea)
Lineage: Eukaryota; Metazoa; Arthropoda; Insecta; Siphonaptera; Pulicidae
Product: exostosin-1-like
Exons: 7
Coding region: 1-1230 (409 amino acids)
Cellular component (GO): membrane
Molecular function (GO): glycosyltransferase activity
Source: RefSeq, a predicted model, not a curated record